AGACUACGUUCCAGUUCCAACGAGUGAAGUACUGAAGUGACGAUCGAAUGUGAGCACACUUUCAAAUUAGUUAUAAUAUCUUGGAAAUUUGGGAAAACUACUUGCCGUUGCUGCUUAAUCGGUAUAACACGCUGAAGAAUUAGUUGAACGUCAGAAAAUUUCCCGCGCUAAAACGUUUUGUUGGUCCUUUUAACAAUGCUUGUGGUCUGAAUAGUCAGUGUGUGGGUGGAGACAUGAUUGCUCUGUAGCCAAAUUUGAUUACCAAUAACUACCCAAGGCCACCACUUCUGAAGGACCUUGCCUUAUCAGUAACACAUGCCAAAACCCAGAAUGAUCGAAAAAGUUGUUACUGAAUCAGGCAAUGAAUGCCAGCACAGCAGUUCAAUUUUGUCAGACCAACAGAACAACAAAGCAAAACCCGUGGUAGUGAGGAAAAAACUAGUGAAAAAAGGCUUGAAGAAAAUCCAUCCUUUUCACGCAACAAAUGGGAAAAGCAAAGCUUCCUCUCUGGACAGACUGUCAAAUUCAAUCUGCAAAAAAGCCAAAAUUAAUGGUAAAUUGAGUUACAGUACUGUUCAGUCGGAAAAUGACUGUGAUGCAUCCAGCUCUGUGCCUUCGCUUGCCUCAAACUUUUCUGGGGAAGAGUUGGACUCAGAAAUUGUUCAAAUCCCAGGUGAUGAAGAGUCAUGCUCUUACAUUACUGAAGAAGAGUGUGAUGCAUGUGAUGCCAAUGAAGAUACUCCAUUAAAUAUUUCCAGUGACAAAACAGAAGUUUUUCAACCUGCCUUACGCUUCUCUGCUUUCUCUGGUGUCCCUCCUUAUCUAAAUUUUUGUCUGCAUGAUGAGAAAGUGGUUGAGCUACCCUGGACUAUACGUCGGUGUUUGAAAUGGAAACUUAGUACCAUUACUCCAAUUGUAGUUAGAAAAACUGUUGUCAAUUCUGGGUUUCGAGUCAUUAAGGAGCCCAAGGAUUGGAUUGGUACUUGGGGGAAACAUAUGAAGAGUCCACUGUUUACAGCUAUUUUGGAACAUCAAAAGGUCAAUCAUUUUCCUGGUACAUUUCAAAUCGGAAGAAAGGACCGUCUGUGGCGAAACAUGCAAAAGAUGGUUGCAAAGUUUGGAAAUGACGAAUUUGGAUUUCUUCCCCAAACGUUUGUUUUACCUCACGACUUGCGUUUACUAAGAAAGCAGUGGAGUCGAAGUACUACCGAUGUACCUUGGAUAAUUAAACCGCCUGCAUCCGCAAGAGGUACUGGUAUUCAAGUCAUUCACGAAUGGAGUCAGUUGCCAAGAAAGAAACCUUUGGUUGUUCAAUCCUAUGUGAAAAAUCCUUAUCUAAUUAAUGGCACUAAAUUUGAUAUUCGGCUUUACGUCUUCAUCACCAGCGUCAACCCACUCAGAAUCUACCUCUUUGAAAAUGGGCUGGUCCGCUUUGCGUCGCUGGCUUACUCGACUGAAAUGAAUACCCUCAAUGACUUGUACGUUCAUCUAACUAACUACAGUGUAAACAAACACUGCGAGGGGUACGUGGCCAACGAAGAUGCCAAUUCGUGUCAAGGACAUAAAUGGACUCUGCAAAGCUUGUGGACCUACUUUCUCGGCCUGGGUGUCGAUGUCGAAGCCAUCAAAUCCUCUCUGAGAGAUAUUGUGAUUAAAACUCUGCUGAGUGUCGCACCAGCCCUCAACGACAUGCUGAAAAAUAAUGUCUCGAAUCGCUAUUCCUGCUUCGAACUCUUUGGUUUCGAUGUUUUGUUGGACUCUGACCUAAAGCCUUGGCUGUUGGAAGUCAACAUUUCGCCGUCGUUGCACUCAACUUCGUCGCUCGAUCUUUCCGUAAAGGGUCCUUUAAUCAAAGAUGUUCUCAACAUGGCCUGUUUUCAGUUCCCAAACAACGUCAACAGUUUGAGUAAACAACAUUUAGCCGAAUACAUUUCGACUCACUUCAAGGAACAAAUGUGCGAAGCGACUGCUGGAAGCGACGAGGGAUCGCAGUACUGCGUCAAUCCUUCGACGUACAACUACGAGCUGAGCGAAGAAGAGAAAAAGAAGAACGAAUUUUACGAGACUGCCGUUCAGCGCGUUGUGGCAGUGCCCAAUGGAAAUUCGUGGACGGUUCAAAACCAAAGCGCCGAAAUUGAGAACCGAGUCGACGUUGUCGAUGAAUCCACCAUUCUGGACAAUUUAACUCGAGGCGAUAUACAACAUUUAAUCGAAACGGAAGAUGAAUUGAGUCAAAGUCACGGGUUCACCAGAGUCUUCCCGGCUGAUAAUUCAGAGCGUUACUUUCGUUUCAUGGAGAAAACGUCAUACUACGAUUUACUUUUAAACGAAUGGCAUAAGAAAUUCGGGACCGAUAGAACUUUAGCCAUUGAUUAUCUGAAAACCCAACUUGAGAAGAAAGUUCUAAACUAGAUCAUCAAAUUUAUUCGAUUUGCGUCUCCGAAUAUGUUUUAACCACACACAAAAAAAAUAUGAAAAUGAAUUGAGUGUUUCCACAA
This is a messenger RNA of Daphnia pulicaria, 2498 nucleotides long. Its product is annotated as tubulin monoglutamylase TTLL4-like. Gene Ontology annotation, biological process: microtubule cytoskeleton organization; protein polyglutamylation. NCBI's taxonomy places the organism in Eukaryota, Metazoa, Arthropoda, Branchiopoda, Diplostraca, Daphniidae. The transcript is spliced from 13 exons. Bases 316 to 2412 code for a protein of 698 amino acids. Gene Ontology annotation, molecular function: tubulin binding; tubulin-glutamic acid ligase activity. The record is from RefSeq and is a predicted model, not a curated record. Gene Ontology annotation, cellular component: cilium.